AUGAAACGAUCAAUUUCUCACCAACAAAAAUACAUUAAUAACAAUCAUUUGGUUUAUGAUAAAGAAUCUAAAUCGUAUAAAUCUCAUGAAAAUGAUUAUUAUUUACAAACAGACAAAAGAAAUGAGUUUAUUAAAAAUGACCGACGUUCAAUUGAUGCUAUUAAUUUACCAUCAGGAAGUUACUUAAGAAAAGAUUAUGCAUGUGAAACGUUAAAUAAACAAUAUACUAAUUCAGUAAAUCAAUUCGAUUCAGAUAAUUCAAACACAUGUUCGAGUUUGAAAAAAAAUCAAAAAACACAAAAAAAUUUAAUAUCGCCGAUCACGUCGAGCGUGACGUCUUCGCUAAGGAAAACUUUCGUGUCGGAAAUAAAAAAAACAUUUCCAACAUUUAAUAAUUCUCACAAAGAUUUGAACGAUAUUAAAAAAAAUAAUAGUAAUAAUAAUAAUAAUAAUUAUAAUUAUAAAUCCGGUAAAAGCGUAUCGAAAAAGGAAAGCGUCAUGUUAGAAGAAAAUGAUAAUCCGUGCUUUCAUCAUUUUCAAAAUCACAGGCAUCACGUGUCGGAUCACGAUACGAAAAAAAAUAGUUACGUUAUUAAAAAAACAUCCAAUGACAACGAAAAAUAUAGGAUAAUUUCAUCUGUCGAACAUAACGGCGACAACGACGACGACGCCGACGCCGACGACGACUACGACGAAAAUGACGACAGCAUAAGAGAAAAUAAUUACAAACCGAUAAAAACGCCUUUACGCGAAAGUUUCACGAAGUUUUUCGCCAAAAAAAAAGAUUCACGAUUUGUAAAAGAACAACAACACCAACAACAACAGCAGCAGCAACAAUGUAAAAAAAAAAGCGAAAGUUUCGGUAGCGGUAAUUACAAUAAUAAUAAUAAUAAUAAUUCGCAUAAAAACAGAAAUUACAAUGACGAAGGUUGUGUUAAAACGUCGUUGGAAAGCGAAAAAGAAAUAGCCGUUCAUUCUAUGUUUCCGCCGCCGCCACUGUCACCGCCGCAGUUUCAGCAGCCCCAGCUACCCCCGCAGCUGCCCCCGCAGCUGCCGCCGAUGCAGCAGCAGCAACAGCAACAGCAGCUGCAUACACUGCCGAUUUCGGCGACUUUUCAAAAAUUGCAAAAUAAUGAAAACGCAUCGGAUAAUUUAAUGAACGGAAUAAAUAGGAAAACGAAAGAGAAAUUAAUGUACGUCGUGGAAGAAGAAGGUGGUAACGAAUCGACGAAAUUAGAAACGGAAUUAUUCACACUCAACGAAAUAUUUGCUAUAAAAAAAGAUUUGAUCGAAUUGAGCGAAUUUGCUAAGAAAUUAAAAAAAUUAAAAGAAAUGAAAAAGGAAAACGACAAAGCCAAUCAGAGUAUAAAAAAUUGUCAUUGUAAACCUUCGGCGGAAUUACUUAAAAAUGUUAACAACAGAAUUAAACUCCUCGAAGCGAGGCAAAACGAAUUAGAAAAAGAAAAGAAAAAAACAAUAACGAACAAUUUGGAUCCGAGAAAAUUUAAAUCUAAAACGGAAAAAACUCAAGAAAACGUAUCAAAUUGGUUGAAAAACGUUUCUCUCCAACCUAAUGAAUUUGAAAAUGAAAUCGGAGUGUUUAUGGCAGCCGAAAUACACGAGAACAACAUGAGGGAAAAUCAAGAAAAUGAAGAAAAUGAAAAUGGGGAAAAUGAUGAUGAUGAUAAUAAUAAUAAUAACAAAAACAACAAUGCGGAAGUGCAAAAAGGAAAAAUGAUGGAAAAAAUUUCUUAUAAGGAUGACGAAAAUCAAACGAAAAAAGAAAAACCGAAAAAAUCAUCGAAAUCAUUUUUUACAGAAAUGGAUCCGAGAGAAUUCAAAGAAAUCGUGGGUUGUAAAAAUUAUUACGUAACAAAUUCCGGACGAUUCCUUAUCGAUAAUAAAUCGAAUCCCAUGAAUUAUGUAGGAGAUUCCUCGACAGUGACAUCGAGUUAUUCUCCGCGUGAUAAUUUUGUCACGAGCACUCUCAUGAACCUUCUCAAUCGCAGUGCGUCGAGUUAUUCCGUUCCUUCUGCUUUCGUAAAUAAAGAUUGUUUGAAAAAAUUAUAUAAAAAUCAAAAUUCUAAACCGAGUAAGCACCACAACAACACGUCCGACAUGACUCUAUCGAGAUCGAUAAGCAUGCAAGAAUUAAGAACGUGGUUAAAAAAUGGUAAAAAUAUAAGAGGAAUUAAAAAUAAUAAAAUGUUUGUUAAUCGUGAUGAUGUGGACGCUUCGACGAGAAUGACCGAUUCGAAAGCAAAAAAAGAAUACAAGAAUAAAAUCGUUAAAAAAGAACUCGAAGAUGAAGAGGAAGAAAACGAUUGUGAAAAAUUUACCAAUCGCACGGAAAAUUACAUGACGCCAUCUUGCACGUCGUAUUUCUUACACGAGGUCAAUUUAGAAUCCGAAGAAUGCGAAUCCGAUGACGAUGUUGAUAACGGUUAUGAUAAAUUUAAUAAAUUGAAAAAAGCUCAAAUUUAUUCGUUGCUCACGACUGAUUUACUUGAAGCUCCGCAGAAAGAACCUACCCCGUCUAAGGAAAAGGAAAAGGGAAAGGAAAAGGAAAAGGGAAAGGAAAAGGAAAAGAAAAAGAAAAAACCUGCAAAAGUGAAAAGAGAAAAUAAUUCUCAACUUCAAAAAGAAAAUUCUAGACUUGUAAGAGAAAAUUCUAGGCUUUUAAAAGAAAAUACUAAAUGUAAAAAUGAAAGGAAAUCGUUUGAGACGGCGAACCAAAAUCGUCCUCCUCAAAAUGAACCUUGUUAUAAGCCAAAAAAAGAAGUCAAAAAAAAAAAAGAAAAAAACAGAAAAAACGAACAGAAAAAUUCAAAUUCCGAAUUAAAACUGGAGGCAAAGAGAAGGAAAGAAGAAUAUAAACUCGAACAAAAGAAAAGAAAAGAAGAAAGGAGAAGAUUAAAAGAGGAUAAAAUAUUACGGCAAAAAAUUGAAAAAAUAUUUCAAAAAAAUAAUAAAAGAGUUUCAACGGAAUAUUGUUACGAUGACCGUGACAAAAGAUACGGCGGAGACGAUGAUUAUCAUUUCAAAUUGAUAAGAAAAAGAAAUUGUUGUUGUUGUCCGAAACCGGAACCGGAGGAGAGAUGCUACCAGGAGAAAAUACAAUUACCCGAACCCCCAUGCGUAAUGCCUACGUCAUCCGAACCUGAAGACGAAGAUGAUUGUGAACCAAUUUUCAUAACAGCUGAAUGCAUAUCCGAAUCGGAAAGCGAUAAUGAAGACGACGAAUACAAUUCGGAUGAGGAUGACGAUGAUUGUCCAACUCAAAACUCCGAAUAUUCAAAUCCUUAUGAAGAUUCAAAAUAUGAAUGCAUGCAACACAAUCGUGAAAAUGAUAACACACCGGAAAAUUUCUCGUCGGGUAAUCCGUGUUUCGCUCAAGCGGAAAUUUACGCUCAACGCGGAUCGUCGUACAUGCCUCCUGUGGAAAAACCCAAAGACGUUUGCGGCAUAACGAGUUUUUUUAAAGGCAUAAAAAAUUUAUAUCCGAGAUGUAGUUAUUUAAGAUUUUUUAAAGGUUUAAAAUAUUGCGAAAAAGACAGUGAUAAAAACACGCAACUCGACUGUAAAUAUGACUCGCCAAAAAAAGAUGGUUGCCCCUUCUACGGAAAUGAAUACAAAUCAAAUCCUUUUUACAGGGGAAGUAGCGGGUACCCGUAUCAUUCGAAAAAUAACAGUUACCAAUAUUAUUAUAAAAACGAUGGCAAUCAAUGUUGUUCGAAAAAUGAAAGUUGUCGGUCGCAUCGAGAAAAUCAACCUUGCUGUAAAAAAAAUUAUGCUCAGUCACCUUGCUCCCCUCGUAAAUCGAGUUAUCCAGUCGGGUGUAAUUGUUACAAAGUUUACACUCAACUGCAGGUUCCUCUAAGUAUGAAACCAAAAUCUGAUGAUUCGUUAGGUAACGAAAGUUCCGAAUCGUCGGAAACGGAAAGUCAAAAAAAAAUAAAAUCUUACAACGGAUACAUAAGCCGUAAAGUGAGACCCGACCAGGAAUUCAUUUUCCCAUAUAAAACCUCGCAAAUUUAUUACACCGAAGAACAAAAGAAAAAAGUUAAAUGCGUCUGUGAAAUUUGCGGGAACGUUCAUACUAGUGAUUCGAAUGUCCACGAAGAAGGAGAAGAAUAUCCUUGCAGAAAGAAAUGGAAAACUUGCGAAAAGCAAUCACAUGAUAAUACAAAAUCUAAAAAGAGUUGCUAUUGCGAAAAAUUGGAAUGCUUCCUUAAAACAAAAGACGAAGCAGACAUGCCGUCACCCCUAGCGUCUUACAUAAGAAAUUGCAGCGGAAGUAAAAAAGAAAAAUAUCAUGCGCCGAAAAUGCCAUUCCUUCGUAAAUUGGACGAAUUAAGGUAUUUGACAGUGUGCAAAGGUUCCAAAGGAAAAGAUUGCGAAAAAAAAAACGAAAAAAAAAUUGAAAAAAAAACUGAAAAAAAAAAAGAAAAAAAAGUUGAAAAAAAAACUGAAAAAAAAAAAGAAAAAAAAAAAACUACCGUUAAAAACAAAGCUUGCUUUUGCGAUGACAAAUGGGAAGAAAUCGAAGAAAGAUUGGGGUAUUUGGAAAGUGGAAAAAUCAAAAAAAAGAAAAUCGAAUCGACAACGGCAGACGAAUCCGAAGGAGUCUUGGAUAAAAAAAAAGAAACGAAAGAAAGUGAGGGUAAAUGUCCUGAUGGUACCACGACGUGCCACUAUUGCACGUGCGAAACCAAUCUGAUAAUGAAUAAAGAUAAAAAAUUAGAAGAGACGGAAUCUCUUGCGACGUCGACAUCGCAAACACAUACGUCGACGUCGACGUGUUCAGUGCAAUUUUCAAAAUUGGAAAAAAUAUGGAAAAAACAAUGCGAACCUCUGAGAAACAAAUCCGCGUCAAAAAAAACGGCCGCCGACGAUAAAAUAGAUGAUAAAAUAGACGAUAAAAUAGACGAUAAAAUCAAGAGGAAAAUAUCUUCUUUGCAAAAUUUUUGGAAAUACAUACAAGAAAUGAAAAACAGUCGAAGGGAAAAAUGGAAAAAAAAUUACGAGGACAACGAACUUUUGGACGAUUGUAGCAAAAGCAGUUCGGUCCCCAGAUCGAGAGAGAUAAACAGUUACAACGAGGAACCGACACCUUUUUUUAAUAAAAAGAAAUCGAAGAAAGGAAAACACUACGAAAAAAAAUACAGGAAAAAAAGAAAAGGAGCCACGAAAUAA
Pediculus humanus corporis (human body louse) is the source of this 5196-nucleotide messenger RNA. RefSeq lists its product as uncharacterized. The transcript is spliced from 8 exons. NCBI's taxonomy places the organism in Eukaryota, Metazoa, Arthropoda, Insecta, Psocodea, Pediculidae. The record is from RefSeq and is a predicted model, not a curated record. The coding region runs from base 1 to 5196 and encodes 1731 amino acids.